AUGGUGAACUGGAGGAUUAGGCAAGAAUGGGAGGAAUACGAUCUCCAAAGCUCAUACGCUGACAAUCCAUGUAUGUUCUCGAUACGAUUGAACUAUGGUGGAGUUUUUACGAAGUUUCCAGGCCGCAAAUACAUAAAGGGGAAGAUGAAAUAUAUUGAUGGCAUUGAUAGUGACUUGUUCUCGGUGCAUGAUAUGGACGAGAUAAUGGAAUUGCUUGAUUGUGUGGAACCAGGUAAAAGUAUUUAUUAUCAUUUCAAACGACCAACCUGGGAUUUAGAUUUUGGGUUGUAUGCUUUGGGUUGUGACGAAGAUAUAAACCACUUUAGGUCAUACGUGUAUGAACACAAGGUGAUAGAAGUGUAUACAGAGUUUUGGGAAACCAAGCUGCAUACGUAUCAAAUGUCCCCAAACCCUGCAAAGAUAAAGAUACACGAAAUUCCUGAGUCCCUUUGUCGUAAAAGCUUGUUAUUGACAUGGUCAAAUUCAGGGGAUUGUCCUAGUGAAGAAGCCCCUGUUUUUGAGAAUGUAGAAACUAUGGACGAACCCCCUAGUACAUUACUUGAAACAACCUUGGAACAACCCCUUGUUACAUUGAGUGAAACAGUUGAGUCAACCCCUGCCUAUAUACCAAGAAUUGAAAGCCCUUUGACUGAACCAAUGAUAGGAAGCACAUGUCCUAAUGUUGAUGGUUGGGAUGAUACAUUUGAAUGGUGUGAACCUUUUGGUGGGACUCCUAUGGAACAAGAUGAACCAAAUAGUGAAAAAGCAGGUGAAGACAGUCAAGCUAGUAAAGACAGUCAUGAUAGUGAUGACACUGAAGAUAGUGAAUACAGUCAAGAUAGUGAUUACAUAGUUGAUGAAGAUAAUUUGUUAGAUGAUACAGAGGUUGAUAUGAAGAACUUUCACCUCAACAUUGACAAAGAGGUGGAGUGGGUUGGAAGUUUUCCUGAUGAUCGAGAUGAAGCAGUAGAAGGUGAUGAAGAAUUAGAGGUUAUAAACACUGAAGAAUUUGUAUCUGCAUCUUCAUCAGAUGAGGGUGAAGCUAGUAAAAAAAGGAAGAAGAUAAGAGAUUUACGAAGAGCACAUAAGAAUGAAGCAGCUGCUGUCAAAGAUCCAUUUUACAUCCACCAGACUUUUAGCACAGCUAAGGAAGUUAAACAACAAAUAAGUGAAUAUACCAUCUAA
This is a messenger RNA of Lactuca saligna, 1185 nucleotides long. The record is from the annotation of a GenBank genome assembly. NCBI's taxonomy places the organism in Eukaryota, Viridiplantae, Streptophyta, Magnoliopsida, Asterales, Asteraceae.